Molecule: messenger RNA, 1434 nt
Organism: Fusarium poae
Lineage: Eukaryota; Fungi; Ascomycota; Sordariomycetes; Hypocreales; Nectriaceae
Exons: 2
Coding region: 1-1434 (477 amino acids)
Source: RefSeq, a predicted model, not a curated record
AUGGAGUUCCUUCUCGGUUCUGAGAGACGAGAACGCCCUUCUCGAGCUGCAGCUCCCACAAAGAACAUGAAAGAACCUGAUUCUGAGGAUGAUGACCAGCCUAUCAGGCCCCAAAAAUCGUCUACCGCAAGAGUCAUCCGUGCUAAUAAUGAAAACCCAAGUGUUGGCUUUAACCCUGAUUCGAUCACAGUCGUCUCGGCACAGAGCAGUGCUUCGUCCAUGGCGACACUCAACCGACCAUCUUCCCCGAAGAAAAGAAGCAGUCCCGAAGCUGAGAGCGACUCUCUCGCCAAGAAGUCACGCAAGAUAGUGAUCAAGACUAAGAUGUCCACCCAAGCCGUGACUCCAGCGCCUCCGCAAGCCGGCACCACACCGCAGCCAGCCCUCUGCAGCAUCCCUCAGAUUGAGGCUAUGCGCAAAUACCUAAAUUCUUUGGAGAGUCGCAUAAAUCAGGAUGCAGCGGACCGUGACGAGGCUCAGAAAAAAAUUGUUUUAAUCGAGCAGAAGUUGCAGGAUGCCCAAGCAGCCAAGACGGGCGAGAAGGAUCUCAACCAUCCUGCAGAUGAUCAAGACCUACGCAAAGAAAACGAGGAUCUGCUCAAGGAAAACCAGAAGCUCAAGAUACGCAUGGCAGAGCAGAACCAUUUCAUCGCCACCCUGAAACAGGACCGCAUCACCCCGUCCGGGUUCAAGCUUAUGGACAGUGAUGUAGAGAAUGAAUGGAAGGGAAUCGCGUUCGAAAUCCGCAACUUUGUUUUUCAGGUUCUCACCAAGCAGCCAUACCGAGAUCAGGCACCUCGAGGAGCGAACCUGAAAGACGUCGAAGCACUCAAGAAGCAGCAAAAGAAGAACAUCCACACAGCCCCAUAUCACUUCCAGCGUUACAUCUGGUUGCAUCUCGUCGAGGACAUCUUCCAGGCUGGAAAAGCUACCUGGGGAGGUCCCACAGGCAAUGCGUUCCAUCGCUAUUGUUUGGACAUAUCCGAAAUUGACUUUGACGGCAUGACGCAGCUAAGUACAUUCAAGUCUAGCCAAGCCGAUGUACUUUCCAAGUGUUUUGAUGUACACAACCGCGAAGAGGCCAUGAGCAUUGCACGAGAGAUGGCGAUGACCCUGGAAAUCUUCAUGAACCCUGACGCAAUAGAAAACAAGUUGGGUCCUCUGAAGCGUCUUAUGAUUAUUGUUCGCAAAGCAGUGGAACUGAAUGACAAGUUUCUGAGAUCUAGGGCAUUUUACCUCACCAACUGGCUAGUAAGCGGCGAUUGGAAGUGGGCUGACCUCGACAUCCGUUACUACUCGGGAGAGGAAGGCGGAGUCAGGAACGUGGAUGUUGAGAUCUCACCCCGACUUGGGAAGAUUGGAAAUGCUGACGGCCGUCAUUUCGAUGAAGCUUUCGAGAUGUGCAAGCCUAUGGUGACCGUACAUCUCUCAUGA